ACAGUUAAUUUGGAAAUGUUCCAAAAAUGCUCUGUUUUUUUUUCAGGCGAAACUGUCCCAUGUGAUGAAUGGAUUCCUCUGCAUGACAUUGAGGAAAAACUCUCAGAUUCGUCAUCUCUUAUGAAUAAUUCUGACAAUGCAUCUUCGGUAUUUGAUCAAACAAAUAACAGCCAAGAUUUGUCUGACUCAUCUUUACUGGAUCUCUCAGCUGAUAUACAACAGGAAUCGACAAAUACUCAACCUGUGGGAGCUAAAAAAGAGUUAGAAAUCGUUAUAGCAAUUGAGAAAGAACUGGUAAGAAUUCAUUUUGUAAUACUUUGAGAAUGAAUUUUUUUAUGUUAGAUGCUUUUUUUAUGUUAGAUGUUUUUA
Messenger RNA from Parasteatoda tepidariorum (common house spider), 369 nucleotides. The record is from RefSeq and is a predicted model, not a curated record. Lineage: Eukaryota; Metazoa; Arthropoda; Arachnida; Araneae; Theridiidae.